AUGGCGCCAACAGUGGAACGUCGGGCGGCCGCCAUCGUGGAGCGGACCGCCAUUAGCCGCCACAUUGAACGUGGGGCCUACACGCUGCCGCCAUCUUGGAGUGGACCACCGUUGCUAACGACUAGCAACCCACUGUGCGCUACAAGUGCUGCGCAGACAGCGCAUGGAUUCGCGCUACCGGGCGGGAGCAUCCACAACGUGGCAACUGCAUCGCCAUUCGUGGGAUCCUACGCCUCGAUGACACCGAUUGGAACCCAAGGAGCGAAUGGGCCAAGGAGGCUCCCGGACUUGCCUAUAUUUGGAGGGCAGCCCGAGGAUUGGCCCAUCUUUAAUUGUUCGUUUGUGGAGACGACCCAAGCGUACAACUGCACGGACCUGGAGAACAACCAGAGGCUGUUGAAGGCGCUGAAGGAUGAAGCACGCGAGACAGUGAAGUCGCUGCUGAUUCACCCUGCGAACGUCAGAGCCGUGAUGGAGCAGCUGCGCUUCAGGUUUGGCCGACCGGAGCAGCUAAUACGCAGCCAGCUGAACAGCGUGCGAGAGGUGCAGCCGAUUUCGGAGCAGCAACUGGCGAGGAUCGUCCCCUUCGCAACUAGAGUGAGUAACCUCACGGCCUUCUUGCAGUCGGCGAAGGCGGAGCAACAUCUGGGAAACCCCACACUCAUGGAGGAGCUUGUGGCAAAGCUUCCCACCAGCAAACGAGUGGAUUGGGCCAGGCACGCUGCAUCGAUCCAGCCCUUUCCCACUGUAGCACACUUCAGCGCGUGGCUACAGGAGUACGCGAACAUCGUGUGUACGAUUUUGGACGUCGAUGGAAAGGAGCCGAGGCGUCGAGUUCUGCACGCGAGCGUCGACCAGGACCGACACGAGCAGCGGGAUGACCGGCAUAGAGGUUGUCCAAUUUGUGGAGGGCAACAACAUGCUACGACGAACUGCAGGGAGUUCAUCGGAGCUUCGCCACCGGGCAGGUGGAGCAUGGUGAAGAGGCAUCGGCUCUGCUUCACAUGCUUACGAAGUGGGCAUACGACCAGAUCCUGCGAUGUGCAUCGCGAGUGCCAGAUCGACGGAUGCCGCAGAUUACAUCACCGUCUGCUACAUGGAGAGGACGAAGAGCGAAGAAGGCCGGAGCAGCGAGGUGGCUUCAGGCGCCACAACGGAGGAAACCAGACGUCAGCUGUUUCCAGACGCAGCCCGGAAAGGAGGUCUUCGCCACGAGGUGGUUACAGGGACCACGAGAGGAGCCAGCAGUCGGCUGUCCUCAGGAACAGCCUGGAGAGAAGGGCCCCGCAGCCAGCAGAGGCGCCCGUGCAGACGAAUUUAAGUAUUGACGUCGAAGGAGGCCGACUUUUGUUUCGCAUACUACCAGUAACGCUGUACGGAGCUGGUCGCCAGGUGGACACAUACGCGCUGUUAGAUGAGGGAUCCUCCGUCACGAUGAUCGACAACGAGCUACGGAGGGAUCUGGGAUUGGAAGGCGAACAUCGACAGCUUAACGUCCAAUGGUUUGGAGGAAGAUCCAGCAGGGAGCCUACCAACGUGGUGAGUCUGGAGAUAAGUGGAGCUGGGAAGCCCACUCGCCACCCGUUGAGGAAUGUGUACGCCGUUUCAAAUUUGAGUCUGCCGAUGCAAACGUUAAGUCGACGAGAUGUCCAGGGCGUGCAAAGGGAUUCGCGACUGCCGAUGAAGCCCUACAGCAACGUGGUGCCGAAGUUGCUAAUCGGGCUGGACCAUGGUCAUCUGGGAUUGCCACUUAGGACGAGGCGGUUUGCCAGAGAGGGACCGUAUGCGGCCGCAACCGAGCUUGGAUGGGUUGUAUUCGGGCCAGUAAGUGGACAGUCGACUACGCCGUCACCGAGGUCCUGCCUUCUAGCCGUGUCAAUGGACGAUGCGAUGGAAAAGAUGGUGGAGGACUACUUCGAGAUGGAAAGCUUUGGUGUGAAGCUCGCGCCACCGGUCGCAGCCAGCGACGACGCGCGGGCCCAAAGGAUCCUCGAGGACACCACGGUGAAAGUGGGGCGUCGCUACCAGACGGGAUUGCUCUGGAAGGACGACCACACUGUGCUGCCACGGAGCUAUGAGAUGGCGCACAGACGGCUGAUCAACGUCGAGAAGAAGUUGAAGCGCAACGGGCAGUUGGCUCUGGAAUACGACCGUAUCAUCAAAGACUACGUUGCCAAAGGAUAUGCAAGGAAGCUGCAGCCGGAUGAGGUCGCAGUGAAGAGCGACAAGCUCUGGUAUUUGCCACAUUUUGGUGUGGAAAACCCAAACAAGCCCGGAAGGUCCGGCUUGUGUUCGAUGCUGCAGCCAAGAGAAGGAGCAGUCGGAGUCUGCGGGGACAUCAAGGAGAUGUUCCACCAAGUGCUGAUCCGACCCGAGGAUCGAUGUUCCCAAAGGUUCCUCUGGAGAGAUGGCAACGACGAUCGAGAGCCGGAUACAUACGAGAUGAACGUGAUGACUUUUGGAGCAGCCUGCUCGCCGAGCACUGCGCACUACGUCAAGACGGUGAAUGCCCUGAAGUUUCGGGAUUCAGAUCCGAGGGCAGUCAAGGCCAUCAUCGACCACCAUUACGUCGAUGACUACGUGGAUAGUUUCGAUACGGAGAGCGAAGCUAUCGAGGUAUCUACCCGAGUGAAGGAGAUACACGCGGAGGCUGGAUUCGAACUAUGCCAGUUCUCAUCCUGCUCACCCAUCGUGGAAGCGGCGUUGGGACCACCUGGACAAGUCAAGAGCGUCGGAUGGGCGAAGCUGUUGCUGCGGGAGAUCUGGAGGCAGAAGAUCCAGUGGGACGAACCGCUGCCGGAGGAGAUAGGCAGAGCCUUUGCUGCCUGGCGAAGAGAGUUGGACGCCGUGGGACAGUUCCGAUGUCCUCGCCACUAUUUUGGGCGUGGAGCAGUUCGGACCAUCGAGUUGCACGUUUUCGUGGAUGCAAGUCAAUCUGCAUUCGCGGCGGUGGCCUAUUGGAGGGUCACGUACAACGACGGAAACGUGCUGGUUAGCUUCGUGUGCGCAAAGACGAAGUGUGCGCCGAUGAGGACGAUGUCCAUCCCACGGCUGGAGCUGCAAGCAGCGGUCCUUGGAACCAGAGUGAUGAAUACUGUCAAGGAAGAACACGGUGUGGACAUCAGCGAGACGGUUUUAUGGACGGACUCAAAAACGGUGCUGAAAUGGAUCGGCAGCACCCACCGCCGGUAUAAGCAGUUUGUUGGCAACCGAGUGGCGGAGAUUUUGGAGUCGUCGAAGGUUUCCCAGUGGAGAUGGGUACCUACAGCUGACAACGCAGCGGAUGAUGCGACGCGGUCGCAGAGCAAGGCGGACCUUAGCCCGGAAUCCCGGUGGCUAAGCGGUCCCGCAUUUUUAAGGCAGCCGAAGCGGCUGGCCAACGCCUGA
This is a messenger RNA of Drosophila bipectinata, 3387 nucleotides long. The record is from RefSeq and is a predicted model, not a curated record. Lineage: Eukaryota; Metazoa; Arthropoda; Insecta; Diptera; Drosophilidae.